AUGACAGACGUGAGGUCCUUACUCCGUAGUGAGCGUGCGUCGCGCCGGAUAGACCAUCCCAAUGCUUCCUACUCGGCGACCGGCACUCUUGAGUGCAACGUCUGUCAUAUUCCUAUUAAGUCUGAUAGCGAUGUGUGGAACAAGCACCUGAAGUCUACUCAGCAUGUCAUGCGAGCUGAAAGGCUACGCGUCAGCCAAAACUUCCCUCCUCAAAGGCCUGACUCUACAAAUCAAGCACAUAUCACGAGCCUUACCACAACGAAGAAACGGAAAGCAAUCGACGAGGACGACGAGGACACUCGAAAACGAACAAGACCAGUAGUUCGCCUUUCAAGAGGCUUAUUUGCCGACCAAGUCGAAGCGAAAAGUCAAAACACACAUCCAACCACAAAUGAACAGUCACUGCCUGCAAAGCCUCUGCCCCAAAACCCUCCAACCACAGAAAUACCUCCCGCCCAACUACAGGAUCCAGUAGAUGAAGCAGAAUGGGCCGCCUUCGAACGCGAGGUCGCGACCCCGCCACCAUCAAUGCUCGCUCCUAACGCACCCUCCGCCUUGACGACAGACGCAACAAUCACCGCAGCACCUAUAUCAGCCGCCGAAUUGGCUGCACAGCAGAAAGAGGAGGAGAGGACGACGGGUAAAGAGAGACGAGAGGCGGAGAUCGAGGCAGAGAAAGAAGAUGCAGCGAGGGCAUUGGAGGACGAGUUUGAUGAGAUGGAGGGGUUAGAGGAGAGGGUCAGAAGGUUGAGGGAGAAGAGGGAGGAAUUGAGGCGGAGGAGGGGUAGUGAGAUUAAGAAGGAGAAGAAGGAAGAGAUGUCGGAAAGGGUUGGUAUUGGUGGAGAAGAAGCCGAGGAGGAAAGCAGUGAGGAGGACUUUGAUGGAUGGGGGUUUGGGAGGUGA
Bacidia gigantensis is the source of this 903-nucleotide messenger RNA. RefSeq lists its product as uncharacterized. Gene Ontology annotation, molecular function: nucleic acid binding; zinc ion binding. The transcript has a single exon. The record is from RefSeq and is a predicted model, not a curated record. Gene Ontology annotation, biological process: mitotic DNA damage checkpoint signaling; mitotic DNA replication checkpoint signaling; nuclear DNA replication. Gene Ontology annotation, cellular component: spliceosomal complex; nucleus. NCBI's taxonomy places the organism in Eukaryota, Fungi, Ascomycota, Lecanoromycetes, Lecanorales, Ramalinaceae. The coding region runs from base 1 to 903 and encodes 300 amino acids.